AUGCUACAAAAGCUCCUCAACCUCAAGCAGUCAGACGCCGCCAAGGAGCUGGGGAUCUCACUGACGGCCCUGAAGUCUGUGUGCAAGAGCCUCGGCGUGACCAAGUGGCCCUACCGCAGGACAGUGUAUCGCCGAGUCAGAACGGAGAGGAAGAAACCAUCCGAGGGGACAAGGGCUGAUGAAGAUGGGCACCAGCAGCAAGAGGGCAGCGAGACGGGGAACAGCGCGGACGAGGAAGGAGGGGGUGAAGCUCAACAGGAAGUGGAUGCUGGAGAGAAACAAAGUAGAUCAUGCGGUGGGCCUAGCAGCUGCUGGUAUAUACCAAUCACCGGGCUGUCAGAGGGAAGAAGGGCGAGGCGGUUGGACGACGAGACGAGUAACAUUAUGGAUGAAGCCCUGCACCAUCUGGAAUGCUGUCGAUUCAUAUCGUUCAACGACGGACCGCAAGAGGAAGAUAAAGAUGAGAACAUGCUCUACGUGCCCUCCCAGAAGGAGAUCCUCAUCACCAACGAGACCAUCGAGUCUCUCCUCCACCUCCGUCAGGUCGACGCCGCCAACCAGCUCGGCAUCUCCCUCACGGCCCUCAAGAACGCCUGCAAGUACCUUGGCUUCGACGACUGGCCGACGGCGAGGAGCAACCUGAUGGCGGCUCAGCACGGGAGAUCAGGGGAGCUGCCGUCGCUGGUGUCAGGACCUGGGCAGGGAAGGCAGGGAGCGAGACGAGGGAGGGACGGGAGGAAGCGGACGAUGCCAGAGGGAGACGUGGGAGGAGGGAGAGGGGAGAAGCGGAGGGUGCUUGCGGAGAGUCUCCCGGAGCUGAGGAGCCACGGGCUGGAGGAGCUGAUGCUGGACGCGCUGGAGCACGUUGCGAGUGCAUGA
Molecule: messenger RNA, 879 nt
Organism: Guillardia theta CCMP2712
Lineage: Eukaryota; Cryptophyceae; Pyrenomonadales; Geminigeraceae
Exons: 4
Coding region: 1-879 (292 amino acids)
Molecular function (GO): DNA-binding transcription factor activity
Source: RefSeq, a predicted model, not a curated record